This is a messenger RNA of Drosophila albomicans, 522 nucleotides long. RefSeq lists its product as uncharacterized. Gene Ontology annotation, biological process: sensory perception of smell. NCBI's taxonomy places the organism in Eukaryota, Metazoa, Arthropoda, Insecta, Diptera, Drosophilidae. The coding region runs from base 28 to 435 and encodes 135 amino acids. Gene Ontology annotation, molecular function: odorant binding. The record is from RefSeq and is a predicted model, not a curated record. The transcript has 2 exons.
ACUUAGUGCAUUCGAAACUAACGCAAAAUGAAGACAACAUUUAGUUUGGCGUUGCUGCUCAGCUGUCUGACUGGAUUCUUUAUGGCCAGUUCCGCUGAGAAGGCUGCUGAAGUUCUCAAUGAUUGCAUGACUGAGAACGGUGUCAGCACACAAGACUUGAUGGAUCUAAAAUCGGGAAAAUUGAAGCCUGAAGAUGUCAAGGAUAACAUGAAGUGUGCCACCCAAUGCAUCUUUGUGAAGUUUGGAUUUAUGAAUGACAAAGGCACUCUGCUGAAUGACCAGAUAUUGGCGCAUUUCCCCGAUGCCAAUCUUAAAGCUCAGGUGCAAAAUGCCCUCACUGCUUGUGGCAGUAUCGUUGGCAGCAAUCCCUGCGACACAGCCUUCAAGAUGAUGGUCUGCUUUGAGAAACACGCCAAUGAUAUGUUGAAUAUAUAGAUUGCACUUGCAUAGAUUAACAGAUUGUCAAGCCAAUGCACUUAAAUCAGCAAAAUAAAUCGAAUUCAUACAGCAAAACAAGUUAAC